This is a messenger RNA of Oncorhynchus nerka (sockeye salmon), 1452 nucleotides long. RefSeq names its product putative methyltransferase DDB_G0268948. The transcript is spliced from 6 exons. The coding region runs from base 297 to 1025 and encodes 242 amino acids. The record is from RefSeq and is a predicted model, not a curated record. Lineage: Eukaryota; Metazoa; Chordata; Actinopteri; Salmoniformes; Salmonidae. Gene Ontology annotation, molecular function: S-adenosylmethionine-dependent methyltransferase activity.
UUGGAUGCCAAUCGCCGUUAAACCUCAUCGAAUAAGAAGCUGUUACAGCUGUUUGGCACCUUUUUUACGUUUCAAUAUUAACAUUUGUCUUUAUAUUCGUGAGGUUGUUUGGCGACUGAAGUUUACUUCCAGAGGCUUGCUUCCGAGUGUCGUUGAUUAGGGUGUGGACGGAGCGCUUUCUGUGAGACAGCAGAUCCUAGUGAAGGAGCAGAUCAGUCUCUGUGUCUGUGUCUCUGCUGAGUCACUGCAAGCUGGAAGGAGCACUAGGCUAGCGGAGCAGACGACAGCAGAGCACCAUGACCUACCGGAUGUUUGAGGAGAAACACCAUGCCUCCAUCUACCAGAGGUACCGCUUUGUACCCCCAGAGGAGAUCAGAGACAUCAUCCUGCAUUACCUGGAAAGGAAGAAAGUCCAGCCUCAUGCCCUAGCUGUGGACCUGGGCUGUGGGACAGGGCAGAACUCACGCCUGAUGGCCCCACACUUCCAGGAAGUGGUGGGCAUCGACAUCAGCGAGUGCCAACUGGAGGAGGCCAGGGCAGUGACAGGGUUCAACAACAUCACCUACAGGAAAGGGACAGCUGAGGAGCUGCCGUUUCCGGAUGCUUCUGUGGACCUACUGACUGCAGCCUCAGCGGCCCAUUGGUUUGACCAGCAGCGGUUCCUCUUGGAGGCAGGCCGGGUCCUGAAGCCUUGUGGCUGCAUGGCUCUGCUUGGCUUUGCUGAUAACUUCAGACUCCAUUACGGCUCAUGUGGGGACAGACUCACUGACAUCUGUGAUGAGUUCAAGAAGGUGCUGUUACCAUACACCAGCACACGGGUAGCAUUGGCCAACAUCAAACUACAGGAGCUUUACACUGCUAUCCCCUUCCCUGACAAAAAGAGGGUUGACUGUAUCCCACUGAAGCAGCAGAUCUCAGUGAGGAACAUAGUGGGCUUCAUGGAGUCCUUCUCCAUGUACCAGGCCUUACAGAGGGCCGAGCCUGAUGCUGCCACCGCACUGCUGCAGAGAACACUUGACAGGUAACAACCCUGAUCAAUCAACGGAUGAAUGAACCAAUGACUGAACUAAUUAGCUAAUUAACCCGGUGGAGUCGAUUGAUAAACCAGUGUGUCAGUUUAAGUUACAUAACAAAUAAAUACCCAUCAAAAUCCAUCAGUUUACGCUAGAGAUACUGUUUAUGUUUUGUUGCAUUGGAUACGUCUCAAUCCAACGCAUCUGCCAGUGUCACACUUCCGCAUCUGCAGUGAAAGGUGACAGAGCUAGAGCGAUGUUUGUCAGACCAUGAGACAUCCCGAAAAUCAUCUGUAGCGUCCGAACAGUUUGACCUACAAACUAUUGACCAUUGUAUGUAUAGACUCUCAUGAACACGAUGGUGUUCUCUUCUUUGCUCUACGACCCCCACAAGUGCCAGGAGUCUCGUAAGUUCUCCCACUUAAAAAGAUGAGAGAGG